This is a messenger RNA of Suillus fuscotomentosus, 1248 nucleotides long. RefSeq lists its product as uncharacterized. The coding region runs from base 1 to 1248 and encodes 415 amino acids. The transcript is spliced from 5 exons. Lineage: Eukaryota; Fungi; Basidiomycota; Agaricomycetes; Boletales; Suillaceae. The record is from RefSeq and is a predicted model, not a curated record.
AUGGUUCCUGAAGCCAAUAAUUUGUUGUGGGCUGCAAGGAACCCUAGCAGACCAGUGCUGGUUCCUCGAGCACCUCUCAAUGUGAUGCAGAAGGGACAUUCUAAUGUGCAGAGAGCAUCGCGUAAGAUUUCGGCUCAGCAACGCAAGGAGGCGGAAGAUGCCCUGCACAUGGCCAUUCAAAAAGCUCUCUCUGAGCAUGAGGAAAAGACUAACCAUCUUGCUAUCGAACAUGGUAUCACCGUGGAGAAGGUGAAGAAGCUUAUGGGAGGCGAAAGGCACUACAAAGGCAAUCAAAAUGCACAACUUGCUAAUGCUCUGGUACACGCAAAAGCUCAGGAAGUAAAUGCAGAUCAACCGCGCUGCACCAAGUACUCACUUAACAAAAUCUGUGAGAUGGUCAAGGACGAUGAAGAUAUGCAAAACUUGAACCAUGUGGAUCGGCGAGAAUAUAUUCAAAAGCUCAAUGAGCAUCGUGUACUCCAGCAUAUGAGUAUUCAUGCAACUAACACUGUGGCAGCACACAAUGUUCAGUCUACUUUGGACACCAUUUUCAAGAUGCUUGAUAAUCUUGCUGUCCGAACAGGAAUCUAUGCAUGCCUCUUCGCCUCAUGUGGACAUGUGUAUGACACUGCAGAGGCAACAUGGUUCAGAACUGACAACAUCAUGGACUUCUGGGAGGAUGUUGUCCAAAUGGAGGCUGACGAAAUCACACAAAAAUUAGAACAAUGGGCAUGCAUGACUGGCCUCGAUGAACGCGAGACCGUGCAAAACAUGCAAUGUGUUUGCACUCGACUCCUCAAUUCAGGUCUAAGGACUAUAGUAAAGCGACGGGACAUCCAUAUCAACUAUACCAACUUUGAUACCGCCAUCAAGGAGAAGCUUGGCAUCAAUCUAAGGGGUUGGCCUGAGGACAUGGCAUUUCAAUCCCCCACCAGUAUCAAUGAUCUCAAUGCCCUCCUGAAGCUCCGGAAUUCGUUGAAGGACAGCUCUUGCCGUUGGUUCCACAUGUCACCGCAUCAACGAGAGGAGUACAACCUGCAGCUCACUGCAUGCCGCAAGAAAGGAGAAGUCAUUGGCAAGCCUUGGAAGAAGUGUUCUGAUGCUGGAGUACCCCGUAAAUGCAAGGGAAAGGAGAACAAAUGCCAGAGCAAGCGUGUACGAGGUUCUGGGUCAUCCGUGCAGGCCCCGAAGAGUGCAGAGUUUGUAGACUCAUCUGACGAGGAGUACACCAGUGAGGAUGAAGCUUAG